CUGUUAAUUCUACAACUGCCGAAACUGGACUUGAUCUAAAGUUUUACACCCAACCCAAGUCACGAGUUUAUCACCAAGCAGUAGAAACAACAACUGAAUAUGUCAGCGUCUUGUCUAAAACACCAGAAAGAGCCCUUGUUAACAACUCUACCACUGCUGACACUGGACGUGAUCUGAGGUUUGACCCCCAACCCGAGCCUCGGUUGGGUACGCUGUUCAGCAUGCCCUACGACAAAGGCAGCAGAGUAGAGAGCUACUGGAAAGACUUUUUCACCUUCAGGCAAAACCCAAACUGGAACAACUCUACAUGUAACACAUCUCUACAGAAGAAGGCUUUUGCGUCUGAGGAGUUUGGGCCGAUCUUUCGACCUGAUAUUCAGAUGUUGAUGAACACCAAGUUGUUUAAUGAGAGUGAACAUUUGCGACUGAAACCAUGGAGGAUGCCAUACGGGUACAAGUACAGGAAAGAAGACAUCCCAUAUAGUGAGAUCCUGGAGAUCCUGAAAUUGUUCCCAGCGGAAGAUUCCAUCUUCAACUUCCGCCACACAGGCAAGCCGAGAUGCAUCUCGUGUGCGGUGGUUGGGAAUGGAGGUAUGCUGAAUGGAUCCGGCAUGGGGAAGGAAAUCGACAUGCACGACUACGUAUUCAGGGUGAACCAGGCAUACACAAGAGGCUAUGAGAAAGACGUGGGCAGCAGGACAACUCACUACGUGUUCUUCGAUCGCUCCCUCUCUUCAAUGAGGCCAGAGGACUAUCCUGUUAGUAAGAAUAUCACGUAUAUAUUCGUGCCUUGCCGUAAAAACGACUAUGCGUAUCUUAAGGGAAUAGGGGACGGCAUCAACCAGUUCAAAGCGCCUCCAGAGAACGUACGAGUUCUCCAUCCUGACUUCAUGAGAUACAUGCAUUAUGUGUGGAUGAGGGUCUGGUCUUUUCGUCCCACCACGGGCGGCAUCAUGACCAUGACGGCCCUGCACGCCUGUGACAAGCUCAGUCUGUACGGGAUGGGCUACAACAUCAAGUACAGCAACCACUACUUCGACACAGAGUAUCACGAGUUCCUAUCUGUGAUGAAUAGUCACAACCACAUACGGGAGAUCCAGUUAUGGGACCAUCUGGACAAGAAAGGCAUCGUAAACUGGUAUAGAAGAGACGUUUUCUAAAGAACACUGUAGGUUAAAGAUCACUAUUCUAAAGAAUAUUAUUCUAAAGAAUACUAUUCUAAAGAACACUAUUCUAAAGAACACUAUUCUAAA
Molecule: messenger RNA, 1253 nt
Organism: Branchiostoma belcheri (Belcher's lancelet)
Lineage: Eukaryota; Metazoa; Chordata; Leptocardii; Amphioxiformes; Branchiostomatidae
Product: alpha-N-acetylgalactosaminide alpha-2,6-sialyltransferase 1-like
Exons: 7
Coding region: 222-1160 (312 amino acids)
Molecular function (GO): sialyltransferase activity
Source: RefSeq, a predicted model, not a curated record